AUGAAGCUUCUCCAUUUUGUUUCAUUUUUCAUCAUAGGAUUGAUCACCUAUGUUACAGCCAGCAAUAAAGUUCCACAAGUUGCUGCCAUACAAGAUACUAAAUUUGAAAUUACAGAAUACUGGGAAGACAUAAUCUAUUCUACUUUAGAUGAUGAACAAAUUAAAGUAUUGGAAGAAUUGUUCCAUCCACCUGUUGAUUAUUUAUCAAAGAGAGAUGCUGUUCAAAAUACAGUUGCUGAAAUAUUAGUCAUGGUGAAUCAAUCUGGAGUUAUUUGGAAUGUACUUGAUGAGAUUGCAGGUCAUCCAGAUAGAAUUCAAACUCUUGCUAAUUUUACAGCAGGUAUUAUUGGAUCUAUUAAUAUUUCGAAUAUUGAUUUUUCGGCACUUUAUUCUACAGCUAGCUCGUACAAUGCUACGGGUCUUCUUAAAGAAGUUGAAAAGUCAGGAUUAAUAACAUCACUCUUGGAUGGAAUAUUGCUAGAUGCUAGUUAUCGUCCAGUAUUAGUAGAUUUGAUUUACAGAAUUGUCAUAUCUCAAAAGAAUACACUUUUAUAUAUUAUUAAAGGUGUUUUCCAUAAGAGAGACUUAUCCGUAUCUCAGCUCACACAGGACGAGUUUUCCGAUUUAGUUAAGAGAGCUAGUGAUGAAUUUUCUGGAAGUAUAACUUCCUUUAUAGGUAAUCUUGCUGAACAAGUCCUCGGUUCACAAAUCUUUGUCAAUGCUACUGGAGAUGUCCUUGAUGCAUUAAAUGACACCCAAUUUUUAACUUAUACAGUCAAGAGAUUUAUUGCAGAUGAAGCUUAUCAAAACAUGACUGCAUUGUUGAUUCAUGAUAUCAUGGCAACUGGAGCAAUAAAUAUUCAAGGAGCUUUAGCCAGUUUAAAAAAUCUUAAUGUUACAGCCCUUGUAGCUGUCGCUGUAAGUCAACCCAAAGUCGUUUCAGCAUUUAUUGGAAAUUUAUUAUCCAGUGGUAGCAAUCUUAGUCCAGAAAUUACUAGUUCAUUGGGUAAGUAUGCUGGAGCAGUUAAACAAAUUAUUUUAGGUUUAGAAUCUAAGGGUCUUUUUGCUCAAUUAAAUACUUAUAUCUUUUCAAGUUCAUAUUCACCACCUUCAGCUACUGCUACUCCUACAACUACGUCUGUUGGAAAUUCUACAAAUGUAAAUAAAGCCGCUGAAGUUUCAACAACCUUAGCUUCAUCAUUUAUUGGAAGCUCAACAGGUUCUGGAUCACCAACAACUUCAUCAUCUUCAGGCUUAGCUGUUGCUACUAACAACUAUAACGUUCCAGUGAUAAAAGCCCUCUUCUACAUACAAUCACUCAUUUUUGGAGGAGCAUUCCUCAUGAUUUAA
Messenger RNA from Scheffersomyces amazonensis, 1350 nucleotides. RefSeq names its product Pga45p (gene PGA45). Lineage: Eukaryota; Fungi; Ascomycota; Pichiomycetes; Serinales; Debaryomycetaceae. The coding region runs from base 1 to 1350 and encodes 449 amino acids. The transcript has a single exon. The record is from RefSeq and is a predicted model, not a curated record.